AUAAUUUCUCUUUGCUUACACACCUUAUCUGUUUCAUAAGAUCAUAAAAGGUAACAGUAAAUGAGCAAUAAAUUUACAUAUCUUCUAUACUUAAAUAUCUGUAGUUUUAGACAGAGGAUCUAUCUGUAAUUAACAUUACUACCAAGUUUUCCCAUGUCAACACAAAUUUUACCAAACACAGUCUUAGUGAUCAAUAAUGAAACAAAUGUGAAUUUGUAAUUGGGUCUUCGCAAUUGGGAUGUUAAACAUUCUGUGGUCAUAAUGAAAAAUUUGAUCAUGCGAUUAAACAUUUGUAUUCUUCAAACCGUUAUAUGAUUAGCAUUUGUAGAGGCACUCAACAUUAAUACACAAUAUAACUCGCGCAAUGACUUUUAGAAUUCUGUUUUGUUUGUUUCGGUACAAAGAAUUGUAUUUUAUGUCAUGGAAGAAAGAAGGUAAAAGAAAGAUUUUGCAUGGUCUUGAAGGCUUACGUUGAAUUCACGAUAUGUAUUUUUUUUUCUUCAAAAAAGCUUAAAUUAGAAUAAAACAUGAUUUUAUCGUGGGAUUUUCUUGACGUGUAUGUAGGUGCCUUGAGAGAGAAAAAAAAAUAUGAUUUAUAAUAUGACAUAAUAAAAAAAAAUAGAAACAAAUAAAAAGAAUCACUUAAGUGUUUGUAAAUUAUAAGUAUCCAAAUAUUAUUAUAGAAUUACUUAUAUUUUAAUAUCAACAAUUUUUGUGGAGUUAAGAGUUCAUGUCUAUACUUAUUCUCUAAUCUAAUUAAAAAAAAUAGAAGAAAUAGAUAAUCCAGAAAGAAGAGAAAAAUAAAGAUUUAAUGAAAAAAAAAUUAAGCUAUUAGGACAAAUCUUUGGAGAACCAUUUUCCUCCUCCCAUUUUAUCAUCCAAAUUUGUCAAAAAGAAAAGCUAUUGGUCAAGUCCAAGCACUACAAUAUUUGCGUUGCAGUGAAUCAAAUCCCUCUCUUACCGCCUUACACACUCCAACUAUAUGCUCAUUUUAGUGACUGUUUCUAAGUAGUAUUAUCCAAAAACUGCGCGCGUUAAAUGCAUUAAACACCCUCCACUCCUUUCCUUCAUCAUCACCACCGUUUAUUCAUCACAAGACACUUAAUCAACGGCCAACAACGGUUCUGAUCCGUCCUCGCGAGACAAGCAUGGGACCGUAACUUCGCUCGCGAUUCUUUUCCCUCCAUAUGCUUCUUCAGUAACCGCAAUUUCAUAAAUCAUGAAAAGUCGGUUAUAAACGAAGUCUCUGGAAAACGCGAGCGCGAUUCUUCCAUCGAGAGAUGAAGCUCCUUGCAUUGAGUUCCGCGGCCCGGCGAGCUCUGCUCAAUGGCCGCAACUGUAACCGCCACGGUUCGGCGGCGGUGAGGCCGUUUGCGGCGGUGGAGACGAGGCUCCUCUGUGCUGGCGGCGGGAACGGAAGGUUCUUCUACUGGAAGAGGACGAUGGCUUCGCCGGCGGAGGCGAAGAUGCCGGAGAAGGAGAAGGAUAAGGAGGAGACUGAGAAGAGCGUGGCGGAGUCGAGUUAUUGGGGAAUUUCGAGGCCGAGGGUUGUGAGAGAAGACGGAACGGAGUGGCCUUGGAACUGCUUCAUGCCGUGGGAGACUUAUCGACCAAACUUGUCUAUAGAUCUUACUAAGCAUCACGUGCCAAAGAAUUUUCAGGAUAAAGUUGCUUACAGGACAGUGAAGCUUCUCAGAAUUCCAACUGAUGUGUUUUUUAAGAGACGUUAUGGUUGCCGAGCAAUGAUGCUGGAAACAGUUGCAGCUGUUCCUGGUAUGGUAGGAGGGAUGUUGUUGCACCUGAAGUCACUUCGUAAGUUUGAGAAUAGUGGUGGUUGGAUCAAAGCAUUGCUCGAGGAAGCAGAGAACGAGAGAAUGCACCUGAUGACUAUGGUGGAACUUGUGAAACCUACAUGGUACGAAAGACUGCUGGUUCUUGCUGUACAGGGAGUGUUCUUCAAUGCGUUUUUCGUACUUUACAUACUCUCCCCAAAGGUGGCUCAUAGAAUAGUUGGGUAUCUUGAGGAGGAGGCUAUACAUUCUUACACCGAGUAUUUGAAGGAUCUUGAGAGUGGUGCAAUUGAAAAUGUUCCUGCUCCUGCCAUUGCAAUAGACUAUUGGAGGCUUCCCAAGGAUGCCAAAUUGAAAGAUGUUAUAACAGUCAUUCGUGCUGAUGAGGCUCACCAUCGAGAUGUGAACCAUUUUGCUUCUGAUAUCCACUUCCAAGGUAAAGAACUGCGGGAGGCACCAGCUCCUAUUGGUUAUCACUAGGUCUUUACUGCCUCGAAUAUGAAAUUACCCCUUUGGUGUGCAUUUAGAAACCUAGAAGUGCAAAUUUGCUUGGUACAGAAUUCCUAUUAUUCAAUCAUACUGUUGGACUUAGCAGUUAUACUAUAUAUUACCAAUGAUUCUAUGAUACAACCUCGCUUGAACAUGUUUAA
Molecule: messenger RNA, 2440 nt
Organism: Cajanus cajan (pigeon pea)
Lineage: Eukaryota; Viridiplantae; Streptophyta; Magnoliopsida; Fabales; Fabaceae
Product: ubiquinol oxidase 2, mitochondrial
Biological process (GO): alternative respiration
Cellular component (GO): mitochondrion
Molecular function (GO): alternative oxidase activity
Source: RefSeq, a predicted model, not a curated record